This is a messenger RNA of Periconia digitata, 2541 nucleotides long. Lineage: Eukaryota; Fungi; Ascomycota; Dothideomycetes; Pleosporales; Periconiaceae. The record is from the annotation of a GenBank genome assembly.
AGCUCUCACGUUCUUCCAGGGAAAAGGAAAUCAGUCGCAUGUCCCCAUACAUCUGUGAUAUACUGCGGUCUGUCCGGCUCAAUCAUGGAGCCCAAGCGGCGUAUCCGAGGUCACUUCUUCGCUGUCCUAUAUCGCUAUCACAACUAUGCACGAAUAACUCCAUGUGCCCAUUCACAUAAUUCAUCGAUUCUCCAAUUCACACCUACACACCUAAGAAGCGGCCGGGCUACAAGAAACUACGCAACAGCUACACUCCACCGACGCAGCGAAACCUCUGCGUUUGAAAUCGACUCCGCCAACAGAAAAUCUCAGGUGAUACGAGAGGGAGAAGCUGAUAACCUGGAAAGCGCGAGAAAUACAGACCACCACAUAUCUGAAAAGCCUCGUGAUGAUGAUUACGAAGACAUAUUAUCCAACACUGGAAAGGCGUCUGAUUGGACUCAGGAUGAUAUAUCCGAUCUUACUCUGGCGAACAAUCUCAGGCAGCUCAUGCGAUGCGUACCUAGUUCUCCGGUUAUUCUCACAGUUUUUUCUAUGGACCCUGCAACGAAACACUGUGUUCCACUUGGCACCGCCUUGUCAUCCUUCAGCACCGUGUCACUAAAUCCUCCAUACGUCUCGUUCAACAUCAAGUGCCCUUCAAAGACGCUCGACGCGAUUCGAGCUGCCCAAGGGCUUUUUCGUAUCACGUUCCUUGAUGACACACGGACAUCAGCCAUAAUCACCCAGGCUUUCUCUAGGGGCAAUACUCCAGAGGCUUUCGAAAGACGCCGCCGCACCGCGAGAAUUGUCCAAAAUGUACAUAUAAAUCAGGCCGGCGCCAACGAGUCACUUGCGCCACGUUUACAGACCCCUAGUAAGGUGGCAGCCUUAGAGUGCAAGCUGACACAGGAGAUUCCUGUAGCAGACCACGUUGUACUAAUUGCAAAAGUUAACGAAUUGGUGUCCGAAGGCAAUUUUAGAGCCACAUUGACAUACCAAAACGGAUCCUACAAACGAAACGAUGGGAUCCAAAUCGACAUUGGACUCCAUAAAGAACAAGCCAAACCUACGUCCGAUACUACCGAGACAGAUAUAAAUCCGUACUGGGCGUAUCCAAUACUCUAUGGGGAAACAGAGAGGCAUCAUUUUGUAUCUUAUGUACAAGAACAUCUUUCAAAAAACCUAGCUUAUCUUGACAUGACAGAGGCUCAAGCUAGAAAGGCGUUGAAACACGACCUUCAUAUACCGAGUUAUGCGAUGGGGAUAAAUAUAAACCAUCUUGUCACACACUGGCAUAAACAACAUGCGACAAGUUCUGUGCGCAGCAAAACACCAAGGCGAGCUUUUUAUCACGACUUCUACGGUCGACUUACACCACGCAACAUCGAAGAAAUCCUAAGCCGGGCUGUGAAACUCGUAGAAGAGUCACCGGUGUGUGUCGAACUCCAUUAUAAUCAUUUCGGUGAUCUUCUUUGUGUUCAUCCGGCGUCUAGUGGGCUACUUGCGAGAGACAUACUUGAAUCAUUGCGCGCCAGAAAAGAUCUAGAAAUCCGCGGGCCCAUCGAUGCCGUACCCCCUGGAAAGCCUGCGAACAUGUGGGUCUGCGAGUUGAUGGAAAUGAAGAUCGAAACGUACUUUCAAGCUGAGGACCCCAAGUUGAUCCUUGCAAUGUCGGACGAAGACAUACUUCAUGCAAUUGGGGAGGCUGAAGAGUGGAUGAAAAUCCAUAUUCAACGAGUACGCAAUCGAAUAUUUGAAGAGGUGUACCCGCAAUUUUUCUAUGAUGAUAAAAUUGACAUACGGGGGGAGGUUACACAAGAAGAAGCACGUGUCAUCAUAGCGCGUGUAACAUCUUCAAUGUUCAGAGGCCAUGUCGAUGCAAACAUCCACUUUCUCAAAACCCGUGGAGACCAGGUUCUGCUAAACCAAGGCAUCCAUCCUUUCGUCAGUGGUUUCGACAUAGGUUAUUUUUUUAAUAGGAUGCUUUAUUUUCCUAACACUCCGAAAAAACAAAAUCGACUGAUCAACGCAGUCAAAGAUAUUUUGACACAGACGUUCGAUACGGAAAUUCUCCAAUGGGAUGAUCUGGUGGACCGCAUAAGAAAACUUGUAGAGAAACAUACAAUGCAUGUCCUCAAGUGGCCGCGUGAAGACUUGGUAGCCGCAAUGGGGAUCCACCCGCGUGCUAAGUUUCGUUCACCUCUCACGAGAAACGCACCACGCCUUAUGACCAGCACGACUCUCCCAGUUCUCUUCGCAAAGGAGCUCAGGGAUCGCUACGGCAAAGGUACACCGGAGGAAAACGAGAGCAUCGCGAUAUACCUCAAAGACAACUUCGAUUACUCAGUCGAAGACGCAUCCCUAGGCAAACGCAAGGCAGCAACCACAGACGAGGAUUCUAGGCAAGAGUUGAUGCGGAACUUAAAUAUCGAGGUUUCGCCUGAGCAGAAAGCUAAACACGAACUAGAGGAAGCAAUGGUCGAAUUCGGAUUUCCCCACGAACAAACCCCAAUUACAAAUCAUACUGACCGUCCGCUUAUAAUCAAGCGCCAGACAUGA